Molecule: messenger RNA, 2050 nt
Organism: Lutzomyia longipalpis
Lineage: Eukaryota; Metazoa; Arthropoda; Insecta; Diptera; Psychodidae
Gene: Myd88
Product: myeloid differentiation primary response protein MyD88
Exons: 5
Coding region: 373-1800 (475 amino acids)
Biological process (GO): MyD88-dependent toll-like receptor signaling pathway; Toll signaling pathway; innate immune response
Cellular component (GO): plasma membrane
Molecular function (GO): TIR domain binding; Toll-like receptor binding
Source: RefSeq, a predicted model, not a curated record
UUAAAAUUGACAAGUUUUUUAAUCGCAAAUUUUAUUAUUGUUGAUUUUUUGUGUUUUGUUUGUUUGCCAAUUUUUCCAAUUUUCCUCACAAUUUUCUCACAAAGAAAUCGUGAUUCGAUAAUUUUUAUUUUACACAUUGGAUACCAAUUCGUUGCUUUUCUUUGCCAUUUUGUGCAGUUGGACCAAAAUUAGGCGCCCAAGGGAAUGCCUCAACAACCUGUUGCUCUUGUGUGAUUUUUUUUGCGAUCAGAAUUUUCUCUCUUAAGAGUAGAGAACUGCUGAUAAGAGUGUAGUGGACCUUCCCGAAGUUUCUCAGUUAAUUCCGCGAUAGUCUUCCUUGAGCGCUUGAGUGGGGCGAGAGCACGCGACGCAAUGGUUAACACAUCGCUGGCCGUGAGUGAGAGGCGCAUUGUCCGGGAGAACUUUGUGAGUAGUGCCCAUUCCCGCAUUAACCUGUACGAUGUUCCCGUGACGGCACUCCGGACGAAGACAAGGGAGCUAAUGGCCCUCCUGCUGGACCCCAUUAAGUAUCUGCCGUCCGAGGAGGGUCGUCAGCGAGAUUGGCGCGGAAUUGCCGAGGUAACGGGCUUCCGGAAUCAACAGACAACCUUCAUUGGCAACCAGCGGAGCCCCACGCUGAAGCUGCUGGAGAUGCUGGGCAAGCAAGGUGGGGAGGUUGUGACCCUGGCAGAGCUGCAGCGUAUUCUGGGCAUCAUUGAUCGAUGGGAUGUGGUAGACGACACCAAUCAGUCAUUCUUGGAAGAUGCGGAAAUAUUCCUCUGUGCCAAGCCGAAAUUUGUUGAGCUCCCCGAGAAGGGAAGCGCCCCAAGUGAAUGGGAUGAUGACACCAACAUCCUGACGAAUGACGACGCCCCGGGGCUCCUGCAGAAGUACGAUGCUUUCGUCCUCUUUGCCGAUGAGGACAUCGAAUAUGCCACAGAAUUGAUUGAGCGACUCGAGGAGAGUGGAUUUAAGCUCUGCGAGAAGAGUCGCGAUUUGAAGGCAGGACAUCAGGAGCAUGAUGCCAUUUGUCGUCUAAUAGCGGAGAGGUGCAACAAAUUGAUCUUAAUUGUGACACAAGCCUUCCUCCAGAGUGCCGCCAAUACGUUCUUCGUGAAUGUUGGGCAGGCCUUUAGUAUAGAAAAACGGCGUCGGAUGAUAAUACCGUGUCUGUAUGAGAAAUGUAUUUUGCCACCGAAUCUCAGUUUCUACUUUGUACUCAAUUAUCAAACAUCUGGGAAAUUAUUUAAUUUCUGGGAUAAACUGAAGCAAUCAAUAAGGAAUACCCCAAUGGAGAGCGUUGCCGUACAACUGGCUAAGCCGACAAUAACAAUAACUGAAGUUGAUUCGCCGCAAACAUCAAAAUUAGCCGCAAUUGAGGGGGCAAAGACAAAUGAAAAAACUCCUGAUUCCCCACCUGUCCAUCCAAUUUACAAUUCAUCCAAACCAUCAAUUGUGAUUAAGAAGUCCUACAGUCCGGAGCCACAGAGGAAGAUUUGGCCGCCAGCAGCUAAACAGCGAACUGUUUCAAUGUGGGAACUCAGCACGAAUCCAGAUUCCGGGAAGGGAAGUGAUUCACCCAUGAGUCCACUACCCGCACUCGUUAGUCCGUCCAGUGGAAGUAAAAAGGAGAAAUGGUACAAGAAACUCCUGACGCCCAGUACGAAGAAAUCCUGUGAUGGUAGCAGUGGUGUGGAGGAUGAUGCCAUUUCAACGGGAUCAAGUGCCUCAACGGGUAAGGAGAAGACCAAGAAAAGGUGGUUCAGAAAGAAGAAAACUCCCGUAGCCAUGCCGAGUUGAGGAUUUUUCUUUUUCUAAUAAUAAUUUUUUUUUUCAAAGAAACAUUCCGAUUUUGUUAUGAAUUUUUUUGUUGUCUCAAAAGUCAAUUUGCAAUAGGAAAAGGCCUAAAGUGCGAUAGAUUUAUGCACAUUAAGAAUGCUUUCAAUUUUACUGACAAAACGUUAACGUAGUGUGAUGAUACCUCAACGAGGAAAACGCAAUGUAUUGUACACAACUUUUUAAAUUUUAAUAAAUGAAUAUUUUAAAUUAA